AUGGUAGGGGAUGGAGUUAGACCUGACAGCUUGACUUUUACUGCCUCCUCGCUUAAGGCGUGCGCAAGCACGUUGGACUUGGAAAAUGGUGAAGAAAUUUGGUAUAAGGCGGUUGAUUGCGGGUAUGAAUGUGAUGUGUUUGUUGGAUCAUCCGUUUUGAGUUUGUACGCGAAGAGCGGGAAGAUGGAUGAAGCAGUGUUGGUAUUUAAGAAAAUGCCCAGAAAGGACCUUGUUUGUUGGACAACAAUGCUAACAGGGUUUGUGCAGAUUGGGAAGCCAAUAGAAGCAGUUGAGAUGUUUAGGGGCAUGCAACGUGAGGGAAUCGAAUUUGAUGGGGUUGGUGCAGGCUUGUGCAAAUCUUGGGGACUUGAGACUGAGUCUUUCCGUUCAUGGGUUUAUGAUUCGGAGAGGUCUUCGUAUGGAUGUUAUGGUUCAAACCAGCCUUGUGCAUACGUAUGCGAAGAACGAACAUUUGGAGCUAGCUUCUCAGGUGUUCGAUAUGAUGCCUUGCAAGAAUACUAUUUCUUGGGGUGCUUUGAUUUCCGGCUUUGCUCAAAAUGGUUUCGCAGGGCGUGCACUCGAAAUGCUGGUAGAUAUGCAGGGCAGCGGAUUUGA
This is a messenger RNA of Malus domestica (apple), 615 nucleotides long. The record is from RefSeq and is a predicted model, not a curated record. NCBI's taxonomy places the organism in Eukaryota, Viridiplantae, Streptophyta, Magnoliopsida, Rosales, Rosaceae.